Molecule: messenger RNA, 9118 nt
Organism: Caenorhabditis angaria
Lineage: Eukaryota; Metazoa; Nematoda; Chromadorea; Rhabditida; Rhabditidae
Source: the annotation of a GenBank genome assembly
AUGGUGGAUCAUUUGCUAAAAAAGAAAAUCCUCGAUGGAAAAUGUGAAAAUACGGGGGCGCCGAGCAGCAGCUCAAUUGGUUACGAUAGUGUGGCUCCAGAUUUUGCAGGAAGCAGUGAGAAAAGUUCGAGGCGCAGGUUUGUCGAAUCAAAUUUACAUUUUUAAAAUAUUCCCGAAUUUUUUUAGCAGCUCGUCCAGUCAAGAAUCAAAAAUCGUUCUCGAAGAGGACGAAGUCACCAUUUUGGAAAACACUGGUCAGUUUUAUAUUUUUUAAAAGAUUUUUGAGGAGAGGAAAUUUUAUUUAUCAAUAGUACAAUUGGAGCAUUUCUUGCUGCUCAAAAGCAAAAAAGUGUAAAGUGUAGAAUAGUGUGGAGAUUUGAGAGAUUUAGAGAUGAAAACAAUGUCCACACGAAUAUAUCUAUUCUUUUCGUAAAAAUGUUCCAAAUUCAAAACUUUUUCAUUUUUUUUUGGGUAGUAGCCGCCAAAAAUAUUGCGUUUCAAGGGUUCUCCAAAUAUUUUUUUGUUUCGUAUUUUUUUUAUUGCGCGCGGGAAAAAAAUGAAUUUCGUAAAUAAGAAAUAAAUAAAUCAAUGUGACUCAACCAACAUCUGCCAGUCUUUUCUUGUUAACAAAAAAUUGCGAUUUGAAACUUUCUAUAUGUAGUACACAAAAAAAUGAUCGAUUUUGUUUUUCAGUUUUUGCAAAAAAAAUUGUUUGUUGUUUUCAGGCCAGGCAGAGGAGAACAAAGAAAUGCAGACUUCUCAGGAUAUUUUCAACAAUCCGAAUGUGAGUUUUGAAAUGUUUGAAUUUUUUUGAGAAGUUUGAAAUUUGGCGGAGGAUUUUAGGGUAAAUUUUGAAUCGGAUAUUUUUUCGAAGGCGCUGAUCCUUGACGUGUGGUUCUCUAGGCCCGAUAACAUGACACAGUGGUUUUCUAGGCGCGAUACCUUGACACAGUGGUUCUCAAGGCCCGAUACCUUGACACAGUGGAUCUCAAGGCGCUGAUCCUUGAGGUUCUGUUCUCCAAGCGCGGGCCCUUGCCACAGUGGUUCUCUAGGCCCGAUACCUUGACACCGUGGUUUUCUAGGCGCUGAUUCUUGAGGUUCUGUUCUACAAGCGCGGGCCCUUGACACAGUGGUUCUCUAGGCCCCGAUACCUUGACACAGUGGUUCUCAAGGCCCGAUACCUUGACACAUUGGUUUUCUUGGAGCGGACCCUUGACACAGUGGUUCUCUAGGCCCGAUACCUUGACACAGUGGAUCUCAAGGCGCUGAUCCUUGAGGUUCUGUUCUCCAAGCGCGGGCCCUUGACACAGUGGUUCUCUAGGCCCGAUACCUUGACACAGUGGAUCUCAAGGCGCUGAUCCUUGAGGUUUUGUUCUCCAAGCGCGGGCCCUUGACACAGCGGUUCUCUAGGCGCGAACCAUUGACACAGUGGUUCUCUAGGGCGCGGAUCCUUGACAUAAUAGUUCUCAAGGCGCGGUCCCUACAUUAUUAGGUUUUCAAGAUUCGGCUACUAGACACCUAGGAUUUAUAGGUUCGGCUACUUGACACACAAGUUCUGAAGGCUCAAAAAUGGCCUUCAAGAUUCAGAAUUUAAUUUUUUGGGCACAAUUUUUAUCUUUGGAGACUACAAUCCUGUUUAGUCCGAGGUCCCAUUUAUAAAAUCCCGUAUUUCCAACCCCCCUCUCCCCCAAAAAUUUCCAAAACCCCAUAAAAAAUAAUCGGAUGACUAAACCAUGGUUGAUUGAUUUUUCCCGUCGCUCGCUUUCUGUUUCUCUGUAAUCUGAUACUUUCCUGAAAUAAAUUCUGAAAUAAAUACCUUUUUCCCUCCCUCAUCAUAAUUCUUUUUUGUCCGAAAAUAUUUAUGUUUAAAAGUGCUAAUAGAUAAUUACAUAGGGCUGUUUUACGGAUCAAUGAACCGUGUCGGAAGGUGUUCCCAGCUUCCCUUUACUUGGAAAAGUGUUGCGAGGGAACACUUUUCCAUAUUUAUUAUAAAUCUCUGGUUUUUUCCAGGUUUCAUUGAAUCCACAACAUAAUUCUGGCUAUUAUCCGGCUCCAAAUCAAUGGAAUUUACGAACUCAACAUAAUAAUAAUAUUAUGCCGGCUCAAGGAGAUAUUGAGGUAGGCUAUGAUUUAUGAGACUAUUUUUUUGCUUUGAGAAAAGCUGGAAAAGAGAGCUGAAAAAUAUGAUUCUUUGGGUUUUUCUCUUUUGAAAAUAUAUUUUUUUGAAGGAAAAAAUCUGGAAUAUUUUUGGAGAACUACUACUUUUUUGUUAUUUUUUUUGGAUUUUUAGCAGAAAUGAAAAAUAAUUUUCCACGAAUUUCCAGAAUUUUAAACAGAUUUCUGAAAGAAUUAAUUUUUUCUACAGAAUUUUUCAAAAUUAAAAAAAAAUUCCAGAAAGUUUUGAAAAUUUGAAUUUCAAACUUCUUGAAUUGUUUUUGGGUUAUUUUUCAGAAAUUCUUUUGACAUACUCGAUUUUAAUUUUCUUGGACUUCAGAAAAUUGAAAAAAAUGUUUUUUUCUGAAUUUUCAACAAUUUUGGGAAAAAAUUAUUUUUUUGGGGAAUUUCAAUAACGAAAUUUUUUAUCCCGACCUAUACAGAAAUAAAAAAAAAGUUUUUUUUGUAAAUUUCAGAAUUUUGAAGAAUAUCCUGAAAUAAUUUAUUUUUUGGGAAAAAAUGUUGAAAAUGAACUUUAAAAAUUUUGAAUUUCGAAAAAUUUAAAAUUCUUGAAGUGUUUUUUGGGUUAUUUUUUAGAAGUUCUUCUAGAUUUUUAUUAUUUUGAACUUAAGAAAUUUCGAAAAAAAAGUUUUUUCUGAAUUUUCAACAACUUUUGGAAAUAAUUUUUUCGGGAAUUUCAAUAACGAAAUUUUUUAUCCCGAGAAAUUAAAAAUUUUUUUUUAAUUUCAGAAUUUUGAAGAAUAUCCUGAAAUAAUUUAUGUGUUAGGAAACUUUUUGGAAAAGUUGAAAAUGAACUUAAAAAAUUUAAAAUUAAUUUUAAAAAUUUUGAAAAAUUUUAAAUUCUUAUUUUAAACAUCCAUUUUUUAUUUUUGCUGCAUUUUUUAAUUUAAAAAUUUGCUUUUUGUGUCAAUUACCCACAGUUCUCUCAAAUUCAUCAAAUUAAAAAAUUUCCAAAUCUCCACCCAACUCUAUUUUUUCCAGAUUCCCGAACGACGCGGCGUUGCCGCCCUCCGCCAAGUAAUCAACGAUCGACUCGAAAUGAAAACCCCAACUGGAGGUGUAAGCGCCUCAAACAACAAUAAUCGCCCCAAAACCCCACAGCAACCAACAAUUUAUUCCGAAAAACCAUCGUGGGCUGCAAAUGUCAAAGUAUACGAGCCAGAUGGAUAUGUCGAUCCACACGCCAAUAAAAAUAGUUUGGGUCGAGUUCUCGAUGGCCCAGUGGAGCCCACCAAAUACUUCCAAGGGGUUCCUCCACCAAGCUUCAGUAUAACUGGUCAUAAAAUCACUCCUCAACCAAUUGUGAGCAAACCACCAGCUCCAAGAACAUCUACAACUAUUCGAUUGCCUCCGGAAAUGUCACAACACACGUUUCGACCAACUUUUAUCGAGAAUUCUUCGAAUCAUGAAGAUAUUGAUGAUGGAGCAUCAAUGAUCUCAUCUUGUAUCUCAACAUUUGGAGAAUCUUCAGAAGUUGCAGCUUUGAGUGCAGCUGGAAGUCAAAGAUAUUUAUAUGAUCAAUAUAGAAGAGGACUUUUGAAUGAGAAAACGAUUCCAGAAGAGAUGUCAACAUCAAUAACAUCUACAAAAUCUGAAAUCACACCACCUGUCUCGAUUUUCAAUACAGAUAUUCAAUUAACACCGUUUGGACAGGUCGAUAAACCACGUGGAAGGUCGAGUUCAAUGGAUUUGGAAUCCUCAGAGCUUCUGGUGAAAUCUAAAUCUCCUGCACCAUACAAUUCUCAAUCUGCGGAUCAUUUUGGAACAAUCCGCAGAAAACAUACACCGGUUAGGAUGGAAGUUACUCCAACUCCAACCGAGCAAGCAGCGCCAGUUGAGCAACGAAAUUAUGAUAGUGGAUAUGAGGGAUCGAAUGCGAUUUCACCGGAUACACAGGCGAAUUUGGAUAAAGCUCUUUCGGAAGCUUUUGAGUUGGCGUCGUCGUUGUCUUCUUCGAUUAAUUUGCCGAAUGAAAGUGAGUUCGGGAAUUUUUAGGAAUUUGGAAAAAAAAAUUUGAAAGAUUGAAUAUUAUUUUCGGGAAAUCAGGAAUUUUUUAAAAGUUCAAAAAAAAAAUUUUUUUUGAAACACAUUUUCCAAAAAAAAAACAUCCUGAAUUUUCAUGUAAAAAAUUCCAAAUUAAAAAAAGUUCCAAAAGUUGUUACAACUUUUUUACGGAAAAUUUUCAGACUUUGAAACAAAUUGUUUAGAAAAGUUUUACAUUUCAAAUAGCCUCUGAAAUUUUUUCCAAAAAAAGUUCCAAAAGUUCCAAUACAAUUUUUUUCGGAGCAUUUUUUCGGGAUUCAAAAAAACCAAAAUUUUCUAGAAUCAAAGUUCAGGAGAUCUUUCAAAAAAAAUGAUUUAAAUUUUUUUUCGAGACAAAAUUUUCAAAAAAACAUCCUGAAUUUUCAUGUAAAAAAAUCGACAUUAAAAAAGGUCCAAAAGUUGCUACAACUUUUUUUUACGGAAAAUUUUCAGAAUUUGAAACAAAUUGUUUAGGAAAGUUUUACAUUGAGAAAUUGUUUCCAAAAAAGUUUCGGAGCACUUUUUCCGGAUUCUAAAAAAACCAAAAUUUUCACCCAACCUUAUUUUUUUCCAGGCUUCAUGACACCUUCCUCUUCUUCGCUAAACAAUGACCGACCUGAAAGUGAGUGCGCAAAAAUUCAAAUAAAUAAAUUUAUUUAUUCAAAAAUGUAGCAUCAUAUGUUUGCAAUGUUUGCAGGCUUUAUAAUAUCUUCGCCCUCCUCUCAUACGCCCCGCCUUUCACAACAAGAAAAUAUUGGAAAUUGCAAUAUUGUUGGUUCACUCCAAGACUCCAAGACUCAACCAACUUCUGAUCUACUUGAUGUUGGCUCGAUGCCAAAAAGACAUGAGCCCGAAAUGUCGCAAUGGUAUCGACAAAUGUUCAAACAAAUGCAUAAGACGGGUGUCGAUGAGCCAAGAGGUGAGCAUAUAUUUGUUUUUGAAAUAUAAAAAUUCAUAUUUUUGUUUUGCUUGAGACAACAUUUUCUAAUUUCAAAAUUCCAACUAAAACUUCUACAUUUAACAAAAUUUUUUUUGUGCUUCCGCGCCUUAUUGACAAACUAACACAAAGAGUACACAAUGUACUCUGAAGUGCUAAAUAACUAAUAAUUUACACAAAUAUUGUACAUAUGGGCCCUUUUUUUUACCCAGAAAAAAACACAUAAUUUUUUCAUUUGCUCAGCAAUUUGAUAUCCUUUUUUAAAGGGUGUCAUGAGGAAACUUUCUAUUUUUUUUCAUUUUUCGAAGAAAAUUGCUCAAUUGUCCGAACACUUUAUUCUUUCCAGCAAAAAAAAGAAGUAUUUUUUUUUCAAAAAAAAAAAAAAUAAUCCCCCCCAAAAAAUUUUCGCGGAGAGUUUAGAGAAAAUAGAUAAAUUUGUGUACAUGCUUGAGGUUUUGCGCGCAGCCAAAAAGAAGAAGCACAGUUUUGAUAUUUGUAAAUAUAUAUAUAUAUAUCGAACUAUAUAUUAUUUUAUUGGUAGUUAUUGAUUUUGUUCUCGCAAAAAAUUGUUGGAAUUUUUGCAUUUUCCACUGUUUAUUUUUUUGAGAGAAAAAACAAAAAAGUUUUUUGUUUGUCGAGAAAAAUGAUGGAAUUUUCAGGAGGUGGAGAACAUUUGGACUUGGCAACUAUUUCACAAGGUUGGUUUUUUUAUUAAAAAAAAUUUAAAAAAAAGGAUUUUUGAAAGCUCGAAAAAAUUCAUGUUUUCUGGCUCUCAAUAUUUUUCUCCAAGAAAAUAAAUAUAAAAUUCGUGAUCUACAAGAAAUUCUGACCCUGGAACACUAUUUAUUCGAAGAAAAAAAAAAUUUAAUUCCACUAGCGGGCUCGAACCCACCACCUCUUGAUUGCUAGAUGAACCUCUAACCAAAACCUCCCCCAUUAUUCUGUGCAAGGGAAUCUAGAAGCUAGAUACCUCAAACGCGUCAGCAAAUCUAGCAGCUACCAAAAAAGCGUCAGCAACAUUUUUUUGGAUUCUUGAACAGGUGCCAAAAUUAUUUUUUUGAAAAAGGAAAACAUGUGUAAAACAUCUGGUAGUCAAAAAAUCUAGACUUUUUAUUUGGUAGUACUAAAUUCUAACCAAAAUUUGAAUUUAUCUACCGAAAAAUGUCUGAAUUUCAACAGCCAAGGUUUUCAAGAGGUAUCUCGCUAAACUUACCAUAACUCACUUCCCCCAUUUCCAGGCCGAGUAACUCCGCAAAAAGUAGAAGUUGAGAUUGAACCACGUCGUGCAAGAUCAGUUGGACGAGUUGUUGAACAAUCAGAAGGUAAGAUUUGCACUUUUUCAGUAGAAGCCCUCUUGAGGCAGAAAUUCAAUUUCCGUUUUUUUCGUCUUGAGUGAGUGAUUUUUCGCCUGGUUUCACUUACUACUUUUUUCUUAUUCCCUUUUUGCCUGAUUUUUUCGCCUAACUUGUGUGAUUUUUCCAUUGAUCUAACAGAAUCAACAAAUCGAUUUGCACUGGAGCGUUCGAAAACUUCUCACUUCCAUCUUCCAUCCUAUAAAUUUCAACAUGAAGAUCCGCGGCCGAUUCGAUGUUCCAUGAAAAAAUGCGAGGGUUUUCCGUGUAUGAUUUGUGGAAGACCGAGAAGAGAUCCGAGUUUUGAGGAUGUUGAUCGGAUGUAUUUUGAGAUGGAGAAAAAAGGUGGAGGGAUGAGAGAAGAGUGCAGAAGAAAAUGGGUGGGUUUGUGAAAAUUUUGAACUGAAAAACUUUGCUUAAAAUUUUUCUGAAUAUUUUGUAAAUCAAAUUUUCUUCACAAUCUGUCCCCAAGUUUCCCCUACUCCCCCGAAUGGUUUGAAGUGCCUAACCCAACUAAAAAAAUUCCAGAGUUACGUCAAGUUACUGACAAGUUAGAUGAAACAACCCGCGAGUUGGAUCAUUUUUAUCGAAAGUCUUCAGAGAACUUGGCAACGCUCCAAAUCCCAGCCUGCGAUUCGUUUAACAAAUCAAAGUUUGUCUACUAACCAAGAUGAUUCUAAUUACAGUAAUCGCAACAAAAAACCAGAAAAACUUUCCAGGAUCACCAUCAAAUCUUGCGUCAGAAAUCGAAGAUUUGAAGAGGAUAUCUCGAGAAAAAGUUCUGAUUCGUCAAAAAGCUGAAAAACUCACAGACGAGUUACAAAAAGAGAAAGAAAGAAAACACAAUUAUAUUCCAUCAUCAGCUCCUUCCCUUCAAAAUAAUAUGGAUAGAUUCGAAGGUUUAGUUAACAAUUAUUCAACUACUGUAAAUCCCCGACAAUCUGCACCGCCAACAACUACAACAGCUACAGUAAUCUAUCGAUUUGAUGGUAGAUCAAAUCGCGAAUUAUCUUUGCUGAAAGGUGAUAUUGUAAGGAUUAUCAGAGAGGUUGAUUCACAUUGGUUGGAAGGAGAAAGAAAUAGGAAAAUUGGGAUAUUUCCGGCUAGUUAUGUUCAAAUUGAUAGUGAAUAUGAUAAUAGAAAUCGACAGAAAAUGAGAGCUAUUUACCCGUUUACUUCGAGAAAUUCCAAUGAGCUUAGUUUGAAAAAGGUUAGUCCGGGGAAAUUUUUUUAAAAAUCCAAAAAAAAUUUUUUUUUAAAUUUCAGGGUGAAAUUAUUACAUUCCGCCGGGAAAUUGAUCAAAAUUGGAUGGAGGGAACAAAUCAAAUUGGAACUAUUGGUAUCUUCCCAUCUUCCUAUGUUAGACUUAUUUCAAUUGAACCACAACCCCAAGACACAGUAGUUAUUCCGGAUAGACCAAAAACCCCGAAAAUUAAUCAUGAAGAGCCGACAACAACGCAUAAAGUUAGAUUUGAAAAUGAGCCAAGGAUACAGAAGGAUGAUUUUAGAAGUAGGCAAGAUGAAAUUAUUCAGAAUAUUUUUCAAGGUAUGUUGAUUGAAUAGGGAAUCAUGAAAUAUAAAAUGAGGUUUUUGUAGAUUCCAAAAGUUCGUGUAUGGAAUAUCAGCGGAAACCGGAAUAUGCAACAGAGCAAAAUUAUCAUAGAAAACAACCGGAGGCGGCGACGGUGAUUGAGAAACCGAAAAAUGAUAUUCGAACAAAUGCGGCGGCUGUUAUUCCGAAAGGAUCGGAAAUGUGAGUUUUGAAAUUUAUUGCGAAUAAAAAUUCUAGAUUCAAAUUUGUGUUCCAGAGCUCCUGAAAACUUAUUUUUAAAAUUUAAAUUUUGAAAAUCUUUUUUUUAAUUCUACAUAGCUUCUAAUUUUCAACUUUGUCCGAAAAAUUUUGAGAAUCCAUGAAACAUUUUUUUAAUUCAAAAAUUAUUCCAAACCUCAAAACCAAAUGAAUUUUUCUAUAGUUAUUUAGAAAUUAAAUGAAUCUGAACUCCAAGUUUCCAAAUUUCUAGAUUCCAUUUUGAGUUCGAGAGCUCCUGAAACAUAUUCAAAUUUUGAAAAUGUUUUUUUUUGAAUUCUACUUUCUAAUUUUCAACUUUGUCCUUGAGAAUCCACGAAAUAUUUUUAGAAGUUCAAAAAAUUAUUCCGAAUCUCAAAACCAAAUAACUUUUUCUGCAGGUAUCUAGAAAUUAAAUAAAUCUGAACUCCAAGCUCCGAAAAUUCUAGAUUCAAUUUUGUGUUCAAGAGCCAGAGCUCCUGAAAAAUAUUUAUCAGAUUUUUAAAAAUUUUCAAAAUCUUUUUUUUCAAAUUCUAGUGUCUAAUUUUCAACUUUUUCCGAAUUCAAAAAUUAUUCCAAACCUCCAAAAAACCCAAGUUUCUGCAGGUACCGCGCCGCAUUCGCCUAUCGUCCUCAAAAGAAGACGAACUCGAACUUUUCGUCAACGACAUCAUAUUUGUUGUCGAAAAAUGCGAUGACGGUUGGUUCAUCGGAACUUCUCUGCGAUCUGGAGAUUUCGGAAUUUUCCCCGGUAAUUAUGUGCAACGCCAUUAGGAAUUCAAUUUGUUUUUUUUCUUUUUUUUCUUUUUCAUAUACAUAUCCCGGUCUUGAAUCAAGGUUCAUUGA